ACUUCAGACCAGUCGCCAUGUAAAUUUUUUUGAUGUGGGUGUUGUGUCUCGGCACGUCAAAUGCUUCAAUGAAUUUUAUUAUUCUCAAGAGAACAUUGAUUUCGUGUAAAUCGUUAUAUUAUUUGUAAAUUCUUGCUGAUUCUUAGUCCAUAUUGUGAACAGUGAAACAUAUUGUGUUGUGAUUGUGUACCAUUUAAUCUGGUGACGGCGGGUAAUAGAUUGGAGGGGGAGCUGCUAAAAUACUACGAUAGGAUAGUAGAGACGUUUUACUACUCGGGAAGUCGGGAGCGCUAAGCGCUUACAAAAUUUCUCAUCUCGACGCGAGCGAUUACGGUCUUCCAUUUUGUUUUAAUAUGCAGUUUGGUUGUUUACGGUGUGCAUCGUGUACAGAGCAAUUGCAAGCCACGAAGGCAGGUGCGAUAACAGCAGUGGGUGCUAUGUGGUAGCGGGAGGCGGUGAUGCAGCGAGAGCACGCGGGCGGCGCCCCCCCGCCGCAGGCCUCCGCCCCCGCCCCCGCUCACCCUCAUUAUCGUUCACACGGCCACUACCCAGAUAUUGAUGAUCAGAUUCCUGCUUCUGUGAUAAGCAGUGUCGGCACAGUGAGCCUGUCACAAUCAUCUACCAACCAUAAAAACAUAAACAUGGCCAAUCCGACUAAUCUCGGCAACGCCAGCAGCGGCAACGCUACUCAGUCGACGGUCCAUCAAACGCCAACACAAAACCCAGUGAGGAAUCUGCCCAAGAAACGCAAAUUUGACCCUUCCUCGCUAGAGGAGAUGCAGCAGACCUGUCCCAAUAAUAACACGAUCAACACUUCGACGGCGUCGGUACUCGACUUCCACAAUUACCAACGGCCAGUGCUCCAACCAUCGCCAAUAGUACGGCAAUCUCCACCUCAAGACGUGAAGCCGUUUUUCAUCCAAUACCCAAACAUUGAUUUGUCCGAAUGGCGUGACCACCGAGUUUUGGCCAAGCAACGGGGCUUUUAUGUACCCGGAGCGAUAAGACAUGCCGAAGGUUGUAAAGUGACGGUAGAGUUAGACGGUUAUGAAAACGAACCUGUCGAAUACAGUGACGUGUUUGGUAUGAACAAACUGGAUGUUAUCGGCGAUGCCAGCCCGCAGAUGAGCCAUUUGCUGAUGGGUCUGCCGUGCGUCGUGCGUACCUCUGACCCCAAUCGAGAAAACGUUCAAAAUGUAUUCGUCGAAGGUUUCAUCUUAGAGGUGUUAAAUUCGCCAAUAAGGAUACGUGUUGAGGUGAGAGAUGGCGACCUGUGCAAGCAGGCGGUGGAAGUGAAGCGAGCGGAUAUCCGGCUGAUGCAGCCACCCUGGGCUGAUGAACUGGAAGACGCCGGCUCCCACGUGUCCUCGUCACUGCACGCGCAUCCAAUGCGAGUACACCAUCCGCCGCAUCAGAUCGGCGGCGACCACUUCUACACCUCUUCUCCGAUGCCCGGCGCCGGUUCGGGCGUGGUCACGGUCGGGGCGCUUUCGAACGGUUCGAUGGACGAGCUGAGGAAGCGAACCUUCGACGACUACCCGGAGAGCGAUGACGAACUGCGCCGCGAGGACAUCAUGUUCUCAACUGAUGUAUCGCACAUGGAUUGCAGCAACAGUAAACGCAGCAGCCUACAGAGCCGAGGCAGCGCAUCGAGUCUGCUUGAGCGCAGCCUCACACCCCGAUCUCAACCCCCUACGCCUAGAUCUCAAGCGGCAACCCCGCACAAAUAUAAGAAGGGCGAUGUCGUAUCGACUCCGACCGGUAUAAGGAAGAAGUUCAACGGCAAACAGUGGAGGCGGCUGUGUUCGAAGGACGGCUGCACUAAGGAGAGCCAGCGGCGGGGCUUCUGCUCGCGCCACCUGUCGCUGCGGGGCGUCGCGCGCUCCUCCAACACGCCGCUCGCGCAGGGCUCGGCGCACACGCCGCAGCAGAGGAGUAGCAGUAAAUCUUUGUCGUCUAGCGGCACGGGCGUCGAGGGAGACGAAACGUCCCGGGAGAGCGACACCACGCCCCCUCACUACAGAGUCACGGGGAGGUUCGACCCCGACGAGACCGAGGCCGCCAACAUGCUAGUGUCGCUGGGCAGCUCUCGGUCGGGCAGCCCGGGCGCGUCCCCGGUGGGCGGGGGCGGGUCCCCGGGGCUCCGCAACAACCUGUUCGUGCCCAUCUCCUCACCGCAGCCCCCGCACUCCGCCCCGCACACCGCGCUCUACCACCACCAUCUCAUCAGGCCUGAAGUGAGACCGGGAAGAGUCAGUUCGCCUAUCGGAGGAGUGGCCACCAGCGUUAUAAGAGUCUCACCCGCCCCGAGCUAUCACUAUCCGGUUGAAAACCGGAACGGAACAUCAGUAUUGAACGCUCCUUCGUCGCAGUCAAACGUCGUUGGCGCUCAAAGUGCGGGCCACACCGCCCAGAGCUUGAUACAGACGAGUGUGACGGCGCCCUCGUCCGGCCUCGUGAGUCUGCCGGCCGGCGUGUCGCUCAACCUUAACGCCGCGAGCCAAGCCGGCGCCGCCCCCACCGCGCGCCCCGCCGACUUCGCACAGAACCUGGUCGUGCACAGAGCCGUGCCCUCCGCCAACGGCCUCGACCUUGACCACAACAUGUACCGCCAGUCGCUGCUGAGGAACGGCAUCCACGAGUCGUAUCGCCGCGAGACUGAUGUGUCGCCGCCCUUGAGCCACGAGAACUUUGGGAAACGGAGGGCCUCCGAGUACGAGGACGACGACCACUCCGUGCCGCAGCGAGACCACAACGUGCUCCGUAGCGUGAUGGACAGGCCUCCGGAACUCUCAGAGGCUCGAGUGACCGUGGAGGAAAAGAGAAUAUUGAAGCCUUCGCCACUGCCGGCCAGGUUGCUUCCCGUCGUGCACCCGGAGGUCAAGCAAGAACCGAUCAAAACUGUCUAUGUGAUACCGCAGAAUAUUAUGGACAAAAAGUAUUUUUUAAUCAAAAACGAACCGCCUGAAACCGUCCAUAUAGAACAAAAGUUGAAUCACAUGACUCAGCAAUUAAACAAGAACGAUUCAGAGACCGAACACAGAAGUUUGGAUAAUGGUGACCAUGUAAACAGUAUAAACGUGAACAGCAGUGCCGUGAUAGUACAUCCGAAUCAGUUGUUGCCCGUUCUACCGCCGCCCACGUCACAUACGGCCAUUAUCGUAUCGAGCGGAGUAUCGUGCGGUGCAUUCCCGUGGCAGUCCCUGGUGCCGCUACUGAGCGCCCCCAGCCCCGGGCCCGCCUCCGCGCCGCCCUCCCCGCGCACCCCGCACACCCCUCACACUCCGCACACGCCGCACACACCGCACACUCCUCACACCCCGCACACGCCCGCGCACAUCAAGUCUGAAGACCAGAUCAAGACUGAGACUAAUGACACGGUGACGUCGAUGUGUACAGACGAAGAUGACGAAGUGUUCGAAUGCGACGAGCCGGCUUCGGGCGAGGAUUCCAACAAGCGACGCUCUCAAAGCUUAUCAGCUUUGAAUUCGCCCGCAAGCACCUCUGAAAAGAAAGAGCGCCGCAUAAGACGUCCGAUGAACGCGUUCAUGAUAUUCUCGAAGCGACAUCGGCAAGUCGUCCACCAGAUGCAUCCGAACCAGGACAACCGCACCGUCAGCAAGAUACUCGGCGAGUGGUGGUACUCCCUCAAGCCCGAAGAGAAACAGAAGUACAAUGAAUUGGCCACCGAGGUGAAAGAAGCUCACUUCAAAGCACAUCCGGAAUGGAAAUGGUGUAACAAAGAUCGUAGGAAAUCUUCGAGUAGCAAAGAUCCCACUGGGUCUAUACCGCAGAGUCCUCGUACUCCUUCAGAAGUACCGAGCAGCGCUCUCCCGAGCUCAGUGGACGUUCCAGUUAAUAUCUCCGCCUACAACCACGUCGGCUCGCCGCAGCUGAGCGACGACGAACCCAUGAUUACUCAAAUGUGUACCGAAACUCCCGCCUCGUCUCAAAACCUUGAGAUAGAUCUCAAAUGCGGUGAGAAGGUCACGGAUUCUGAUUCCGAGGGUAUCGAUACGAGGGAUUACCUACCUUCGCAUCACGAUCACACGAGAAGACCUAAACCCAUUAAAGCUAGAGCUGGGUCCUCCGACAAUUUAUUGGGCGGCAUCACGGCUUCCAGUCCCGGCGGAUCUAAAGUGUUCCAACCCACCGGUGGAGCCUUCAAGUCUACACAUGCGGAUCCGGGCGACGGUCACCGCCAGUGGACAGCGUUCAGCACAGUGAACAAGACGGCUAUGCCCAACCAAGUACCUAGCUCUCCUCACGUACCGCAGCCGCCACAGAGCCAGCCAACCGCUAACAGCACGCAGAGCCUCGCCACCAGCGUUCAAGGGAUAACACUAAACACGCCCAAUCUAUCGACGCAAGCCGCUCUCGAUAACGCCAUAGCGUCGAUAAUGAACUCCCCAACCGCCACUAGUGGUGUGCAAGUUAUAUCGAGCGGCAUAUCGAUGCCGAAUCAAUCGACUCAACAAACUUCGACAACAUCAGCUCUGAGUAACGCUCUAUUGAGGAGUGUCACAUUUGUAAAGAAGACGAUCGCUGAUAAUCCUCUGUGUCCGCUAACGUUGUCGGUGGACGCAUCGGGCAACUUGCUGCUGAAGCCGAGCGAGGCCAGCGACGGCGCGCACACCGAGAUGCAUCAACAGCCUCUGCACUACGUUCACUUGCAGAGACUGUAUCUACCGCACUUCAACACGGUAGAUACAAGCAGCCCCGCAACUCAGACAAAUCAACAGCAACAACAGCAACACCAGCAUCAACAGCAACAGCAACAUCAACAACAGCAUCAGCAACAGCACCAGCACCAGCAGCAACAGCAACAGCAACAACAUCAACAACAACAGCAACAUAUUCAACAACAACAGUAUCAGCAACAACAACAACAUCAGCAGCAACAACACCAACAACAGACGCAACUGCAGCAUCAAUUGAACAUGCAAAAUGGUCCAACCGUGAUCGUCUCUCAGAGCAACAGUCAUCCCUUACCCAAACCCAUAUCUGAGUGGGGGGAAGUGGAGGAAACCCGCCCUUUCCCGCUGGCGCCCACGCCUGCGCAGCUUGGACGGGCGCCUUUGCAAAAGAGACUCAGUCGGGGCACCUCGACGAGCUCAUCGAACUCCAACGAGCAGACUGCUCCGCUCCCGGACAGCAGCAACGCGUCGCAUCAACUGAAUCAGAACAUGAACGAGCCGUCGCCCUCGCCGCAGCCGCCCCCCUCCGCCGACAACCUGCCCAGUCCCUCGCACAAGAAGAGCCUCUUCAAGAAAGGCAACGAAGAUGGACGUGACAAAGUGCUGGAAACGGUGAAUUUCGAGCAGAAAUUCAGCACCCUGCCGCAAUUCAAGCCGGAGGCGUGCAGCCCUAGCGCGAUGGUCGUGCCGCGGAGUCCGCAGCUCUAUCUCAGGAAGAAGAAGCUUGGUAUAGACGACGAAGGCAAUACGAUCGUGACGCCUCAAAUAGAAUCGGAAGUGCUGAACGGGAACGGCAUCCCGACCCCGCACACCUCCACCAACAAGCUGGUCGGGAACACGUUUUUCGGACCGGACUUCAAUCUAGAGACGUUUCGAGUGUCGGAGAGCGCGGAGGAGAUGUCGCCGCGCACGCCGGUGUCGGGCCCGCGCGGCGAGGCCGGCCACCGCAAGGUGUUGGAGCAGCGCCGCCACCUCGUGCUCAAGCUGUUCAAGGACCACGGCAUGUUCCCGACGACACAGGCAACGACCAAUUUCCAGGCAACUCACAUGGACAUAUUCCCAACAAAAACAUCCCUGCAAUUGAAGAUACGCGAAGUUCGACAAAAGCUGAUGGCGCAGUCGAACAACUUGACACCGCAUUCGGAGGUCAACACACCGACGAAUGUGAAUUCGCCACUCGUGUCGGCUCCAUUGCAUUCCACGUCGACGGCCAGUUAGCGACGACGUUACACCAUCUCCAUUGUAGUGCAGGAGUGAGAGAAAUGGUGACCACAAUUUUAAUAAAAAAAUAAUUAUUAUAAUAAUUUCUUACUAAAUUGUUUUCAAAACAAUUCGUUGUUAGAGUAGAGAUGUUCUGUAACGUGUAAAGAAUAUGGUUGUGUAUGAGGUUUUCGCACUUCGACAUGAAACGUUCUAGUGAAAUAUAUAAUGCUAAUGAAUGCGUUCAUGGUUCACACGCACAUUUAAAAUCAUAAAAUAAUAAAAGAAAAAGGUUUUAUUAGAUUAAAACUACAAAAAAAAA
This is a messenger RNA of Bombyx mandarina (wild silkworm), 6219 nucleotides long. It is a transcript of the gene cic, whose product is annotated as Putative transcription factor capicua. Gene Ontology annotation, cellular component: nucleus. NCBI's taxonomy places the organism in Eukaryota, Metazoa, Arthropoda, Insecta, Lepidoptera, Bombycidae. Gene Ontology annotation, molecular function: RNA polymerase II transcription regulatory region sequence-specific DNA binding; DNA-binding transcription factor activity, RNA polymerase II-specific. Gene Ontology annotation, biological process: regulation of transcription by RNA polymerase II. The record is from RefSeq and is a predicted model, not a curated record.